CGAUUUCCAAUCGAUAGCUGCGAGUUAUUGGGCCACGGGAUAAUGACGUCAAACCUUGCCCCACCAAGGAGAGCAGCUACACUUACCCAACUAGAAUUUCUGUAGUGCGUCAUCGGGAUUCAUGUUUUGAAAUUUGGUACGGUAUUGGAAGGUCCAGAAUACUUAACUAGACAUGUUCAAAUUAGUCCCGGAACAUGCUACAUCAUCCGACAUUUAGGGGAAAGGUUACUUAAGAGAUUCAAACGUGCACUGGAUGCGUAACUUGUGAGGCCUUUUCGCUCGUAAACAUGUACACAAUCUGGUUCGUGGGUCAUCGAUCUACAACGUGGUCAUACUUGGUUGUCCUUUUAGUGUUUUGCUCCAUUCUACAGCGAGCAACAGCUCAGUUGCAUCUGUUUAUUACAAAGGAGGAUGCCAACACACAUCUAAAGAUGAACUUCCAGGGAAGAUUGUACCUCAUUCGCGAUGGAGAACCAAACACUAUGGUGCAGAAUCCUGGUGCAUUUUAUCGUUUUAUGUCACCGUUAGAUUCAUCGGUUUCAACGAUUCAGCUAAGCUGGUUUUCAUCUCCGCAGGUCUCACACUAUAGCAUGAACUUCAAAUCAAGUGAUCAUAGUAUCAUGCCUGAUCCUCAUGCAGCCACUCCUUUGGAAGGAAUUGUUCCACAAUCUCAAAAAGCCUUUCAGGUUUCCUUCUACUGUCCUGGUACUACUGAGGGAGAAGUUGAUAUGACAUUUUCCUUGAACUACACCAGAAUUGUUUCAGGCUCAGUGGAUACGGAAGAGAUCAAAAGUUUUAUGCUCACAGUGAGAAGACAAUGUGAAAAAACAGGUGGAAAUGACAAUUUCAUCGAACAAGUUACAUCUUCGCCAUGGUCACGCAGUAAAGUUGUGGGAAUCUGUGCAGGCUUGACGACUGUUAUUAUAUCUGUUGUUGGGCUGGUGUUACUGUUUCGUUAUUGUAUGAGACAGAGGAAGUUGAAGAUAGAGUUUGAAGAUGAUGUGGAAAUGUAUCGCAGCAGCAGCAGUUCAUCCAAGAUUUACAAAAAAGAAGAGCAACAAGAAGAAGAAGUUGAUGAAACAGUGGAUUCUUCAAAGCCAGGACUGUUUUACAGCCCACCAAGGCCUAAUUAUCAACCUCCAGGAGGAGGAGGAGGAGGAGGAGGAGGAGGAGGAGGAGGAGGAGGAGGAGGAGGGCGUGGCCGCGCUAACACAAGUGGCAGUGACUCCUCAACAACUGAUCUGAUUAUUCCCGAGGAAAGUAGUGAUAUGUGUAUUCAAAAGCAAUCAGAGGGAAAGUACAGCAGUAGAGAUGGCAGACACGGAGUAAGACAUAAACAUCGACGACAUGAACGACAGUGGAAACAUGGAAGCUUGUCUAAUACAAAAUACACUUGGAUACAAGAGAGACCUUUGUCAUCUUAUCAUGAAACAGAAUCUUUGUUGGAGAGAAGAAAUACUCCUGAUGAAGCUCAGAAUACUGGAGGACUUUUUACAGUAUUAAAUGAAUUUUGGGCAACAGAACUUGCAGAUGUUUUAAUACCAAGAGACCAAGUGUCAGUUGGAGAUCCUUUGUAUAGAGGAACAUUUGGAUGUUUGUACAAAGGUUCUGUUCGAGGACUAAGUGAAGAGCAACCUCGCAAGAAAAUGGAAGUGUCCAUCAAAGCACUUCAAGAUGAAGCAGACAUGGACACCAUCACUUCUUUUAUGCAGGAAGCAAUGGUCAUAAAAGGCUUCAAGCAUCCAAAUGUUGUGGAACUGGUGGGUGUGGUGCUUCAACGUUCAACGCCACCUUACAUCGUAACUCCCCUAACACGAAAUGGAGACCUAGGACACUUUUUGAAGAUUUCAAGAGCAACAUCUGCAAGAGUACAGACAAUUACCUCGCGCCAGCUUAUUGAGUUUGGAAUUGAGAUCUGCAAAGGAAUGGAUUAUAUCACUCAGAAAAAGAUUGUUCACAGAAAUCUUGCAGCAAAGAACUGCAUUGUCAAUGAUGAUUUGAGUAUCAAGAUCACUGACUUCAGUUUGGCCAGAGAUGUGAACACAACAAACUUGAAUGACAAGGGAAUACGGUCCAGAUUACUUGUCAAAUGGACAGCACUUGAGGGUUUAGCAGAGGAGGGUCAAUUUUCAGAAAAAAGUGAUGUGUGGUCAUUUGGAGUUGUUUUAUGGGAGAUUGUAACUCUUGCUAAGGCACCGUAUCAAGCUAUUGACAGUUCAAAAAUGGAGCAGCAUCUGCAAGCUGGACAUAGAUUACCACAACCUAAUAACUGUCCGUAUGACUUAUAUUUCUUAAUGAAAAACUGCUGGGAAUCCAGUCCAAAAGCAAGACCAACAUUUAGUCUGUUAUUAAAGCAACUGGAACACUACUCCACAAGGCUGGUGCAAAAUGGACUCAAGUUUGAAUAUCUACCAGAGUCUGACUGUUGAUGAAGGGAAAUUUGUUGCUUUUCUGGGCUUAUUAUUACCACUUAAAUAUAUAAUUUUUGUACUUGUGGCUGUAUCAUAGGAAAAAAAUAAUUUUUGUACAUUGUAUACUUUAGGUUUAUCAAAUUAUAGCCAUUUAAAAUUCAAGUAGCCUUAUUUCAGGUAUGUUUGAAGCGUGGCAGUUAAAAGAUUCUUUGGUUGUUACAUUAAAGGUGGCUGUUUGGGUGGGUCAGUUUUUUAAAAAUAUUAAGCUACUAUUUAAUGAAAUUGAAGGCGAACUUUUGCUUUUGAAAACACAGACAUGUGGGAAGACUUCUGUUUUACAACAUUGUAGGUUAUGGGUCAGUAUUUUUGUAGGAUUUUUUCAGUGUUGCUUGUAGCACUUUUCUUUUCCAAUGUUGUGUUUCACAUGUCAAUUGUUAAGUCAUAUGGUAAAAUGAAAAUUCAUAUUUCAUUGGGAAGUUUUGUUUCUGAAGGAAGCCCCUGUGCACAGGAGCGUAAUCUUCUGGAGAUAGAUCACAAUUUUUUAUUGUGAAGCUGUUCUUCAAAUUAACAUGCUGUAUUUUUCAUAGUGAUUUACCAUUGUUUUGCUGCUAUAAAAUUCUAUGCCUUUUUUUUUCUCUUGUGCUGUCUAGUAACAUUGUUAAGUUUCCCCAGUUACAUUUUACUGUUGCAGUAUAACUGUGAUUGGUAGCAUUCGUUGUUUGGUUUCAAAGUUCACAUGGAAGUCAUUUUGUAAAUACAGUAUCCAUUGUUCCAUUUCCAAUUUUUCAGGGACAUGUUUUAUAUUCUAGUUAUGCUUUGUUCAUCUUGUUUGUUGAAAAUCAACAUUUGAGUAGUUAUCAUAAAGUUUUACCCCUUA
Messenger RNA from Pocillopora damicornis (cauliflower coral), 3288 nucleotides. RefSeq lists its product as uncharacterized. The record is from RefSeq and is a predicted model, not a curated record. NCBI's taxonomy places the organism in Eukaryota, Metazoa, Cnidaria, Anthozoa, Scleractinia, Pocilloporidae. Gene Ontology annotation, biological process: multicellular organism development; positive regulation of kinase activity; cell surface receptor protein tyrosine kinase signaling pathway. Gene Ontology annotation, molecular function: transmembrane receptor protein tyrosine kinase activity; ATP binding. Gene Ontology annotation, cellular component: plasma membrane; signaling receptor complex.